UGAUGGAUCCAGAGACUGCACUGCAAUUGAUUUCUAAGAAAUACACUAGGUUACAACCUGCGGCCAUCUUUUAAGGCCCAGGACAUCUCUCUCACUGUUCUCCAGUUAACUGCCUAUUGGCAGGGUGAGGCCGCCACAGUCGUGCUGACUUCCUCAUAGGGCCAAGUAGCCCUAGUUCGCACCCAUCUCUACAGCAUCUACGCAUAUCAGCUGUACGCUUUAGCCCCACCCACUCGUGGGUGACUGCUCUGUUUACCGAGCCACACAGGCUUACCUGGGCCCAUCCUAGUCCACGGUGAGUCAGCUGAACAAGGGGCGGGCACCACCCUUCCCAGAGCAGGAACCCAACUGGGACACAGGCGACCAGCACAUGCCAGGAGGCUGCAGUGGCUGGAGAAGAGGACAGCGUGCGGAGCCAGCAGGAUAGAUGAGUUGUCCACAGGAACAAGUGGGAGUCCCAGAGUUCCAGCAGUUUGGAACAAAGUGUUCUUAUUCUUGUGUUUCCAGAGGCAGCUAUGUCUGUCCUGUAUCCGUCUCUGGAGGAUCUGAAGGUGGGCCAAGUCAUCCAGGCCCAGGGCAGAGCCUCACCCACGAUGCCAACUCUGCCAGCCCCGAUGGCUUCUGCACCCCCACUUUCAGAGUUGUAUCCAAACCUGGCAGAACUGGAAAGUUAUAUGGGACUGUCCCUCUCUAGCCAAGAAGUUCAGAAGAACCUGACUCAGAUUCCAGAUAGUGACAAUAUGGUGGUCACUAGCCCUGGACCUGGCCAGGUGGUAGCUCCAGUAUCUGGGAACAACCUGGGUAUACUGCGUGCAGAGAUCAAGCCUGGCGUGCGAGAGAUCCACCUGUGCAAGGAUGAACGUGGCAAGACUGGACUUCGCCUGCAGGCUGUUGACAAGGGGCUCUUUGUGCAGCUGGUCCAGGCCAACACCCCUGCAUCCCUUGUGGGUUUGCGCUUUGGGGACCAGAUCCUGCAAAUUGAUGGCUGUGACUGUGCUGGGUGGAACACACACAAAGCUCACAAGGUGUUGAAGAAGGCAUCAGCGGAGAAGAUUGUCAUGGUUAUUCGGGACAGGCCAUUCCAGAGGACUGUCACCAUGCACAAAGACAGCUCAGGGCAAGUUGGCUUUUCCAUCAAAAAGGGGAAGAUCGUGUCUGUGGUAAAGGGAAGCUCCGCCGCCCGCAAUGGACUUCUAACCAACCACUAUGUGUGUGAGGUGAACGGACAGAACGUCAUUGGGCUAAAGGACAAAAAGGUUACUGAGAUUCUGACCACAGCUGGAGAUGUCAUCACACUGACCAUUAUUCCCACUGUGAUCUACGAGCAUAUGAUCAAAAGGUUGUCCCCGUUGCUGCUUCACCACACCAUGGACCACUCCAUUCCAGACACCUGAAGUUCCAGGAGGGCAGCGCAGGCUUCCCGCCAUCCUGCAGGGAAGACAGCAGUCCUCAGAUGACAGGUUGCAGCUGGCUUGCUGCCUGGGUAUUGCAGGGAUGUGUCCCAGGUGAUGUAUAUUGAGUCUGUCAUUGCCGAUUUUAGGCCUCCUUGGAUCCUGACUUCUAGCUGUGCUGAGGCACAGACUUGGGACCUGGUUCUCUGUGCCCUAGAUGCUGGGCACUUAGGCAGAACAGCAGAAUGUCACUAAGUGCUGCUGCAUCCUUUUGCAGACCUUGCCUCAUCUAGGCAGUCAGACGCUUGAUUGGACAGAGGAAUGCCUUGUGUGUUGUCUUCGUCAAUCUUUGUCACAGGCUAUGUACAGACUAAUGGUAACCCUUCACUGUCUUUUGAAUAAAGAGUGGAUUUAAAACCCA
Mus musculus (house mouse) is the source of this 1812-nucleotide messenger RNA. RefSeq names its product syndecan binding protein (syntenin) 2 (gene Sdcbp2). The record is from RefSeq and is a predicted model, not a curated record. Lineage: Eukaryota; Metazoa; Chordata; Mammalia; Rodentia; Muridae. Gene Ontology annotation, biological process: cell population proliferation. The transcript has 10 exons. Gene Ontology annotation, cellular component: nucleoplasm; cytoplasm; cytosol. Gene Ontology annotation, molecular function: identical protein binding; protein homodimerization activity; phosphatidylinositol-4,5-bisphosphate binding. Bases 516 to 1394 code for a protein of 292 amino acids.